CCUAGACACCACUAAAGAAGAGGUAAUCUUGCAGAGGUCGGUGAAACUGAACCUGAUAUUGGCCGAAUUUGCUGAAAUCAUAGGCUAGUCUAGUAGAUCUAUGGCUGACGUCUGGAUUUCAAUAAUAAUUACUAAUUACUGGAUGUAUCAUGUGCAUUUAACAUUAUUCCUUGAAGAGGACAUGCUGGGUGACUGCUAACAAUGGACAGCACAGACAGCAAUCAAUUACACAAAGGACAUUUUAAUGCAGUUGUAACAUAUGAGAGUGAAAUGGUUAAGAACCCAUCACAUUCAGAUACAAUACAGUGUGGUAUAAAUUCUCCGUAUUUAAACAUGAGUCACACCAACUUUGAUUAUCAAUAUAGCCAGUUGAACCACUUAAUCCCAUCAACGACUACAGUGUCUAAUGAAGCUAAGGAAAUGCCUAUGCAACAAUAUUGGCAGCAUCCACAUAUGAGCAAUGUGAUCAACUGUAGAGGGAACUCAAAGCCAGAAUGUAGCAUACCAGGAAAUAAAAUAUCUGGUAGUGUAAAAUCAGGAAAUGCAAUACCGGAAAAUGCAAUAUCAGAAAGUGCAAUACCAGAAAAUGCAAUAUUAGGAAAUGCAAUAACAGAAAGUGCAAUGCAUAGAAAUGGUCCAUCAAACAUGUAUCAAGGUCACUCUGGUUUAAGAAGUGACAUUUAUGGCAAUCAACAGAUCAAUUAUAAAGUUCAAACUUAUGAUAGAGACUAUGUAUCUCCUGGGAUACAACAGUCUAACAAACAACAUCUGACGCAAUUUGGAAAUGUGCCCCAUGACGAAUGUCCUAUUAUCAAACAAGACAAUGAAAGAACUCUUAAUCAAGAUAAUUCUAUGGGCAUUAUAAAGGCCCAACAUUUAGAACACUCAAAUAAUGUAUCUCAUUGUUAUAGAAGUGACAAUAAGCAACCUUCAAUAACCCUGUCUCCACCAUACACAGUGACAUAUGGGGCACACUUGGACACUAGUUUAGGAACAAGUCGCACACCUACAUCUGUGCCCACACAGGCCCCUGUUACAUAUACUGGCAUCAAAAAUGAGCCUGGUUUAUUUAAACCAAAGGACUUCAUUAAUAGCGCACAUACUUGUUAUGAUCCAAAUGUACCAAGCUAUCGUAAUGAAGGGAUUAAUCACAAUUACCUGUCAGUGAAUGGACCUUACAAUCAUUAUAGUCAUACAGGUGAUACUACAAAAUGGUGUGAUAGCAACAAACAACCUGUUCAUGAACAACAUGUGAUUGUUCCCAGCUUCAACCAUUUUAAAAUGUUACAAACAGAAUCAGCUGAUUUAUCAAAGAAGCAAGUAACCUCUGAUCUAGUGACUAAAGUUAGUCCAAGCAAAAGGAAACCUCGAUCACCUGCUAAGCCAAAACCUGAUUUAAACAUAGAUCCUAAUUUUACAAUACAUAGUCCAUUGGCAUCUUAUGUACUACAAGAGGAGCAUAGCAAUGUUAUUGUUGAACAGUUUCUGAGGUCUGAGUUUACACUGUGUGAGGCCCUCUCAAAAAUAGCAUUCAAACAUCCAGUGGCUUACAUUUAUAACCCACUGAAUUAUGCCAUAAGAACCCAUGUUGACUUCAUACAGAAAUAUUGCACAACUGAAAAACAGAUUUUGCUACUGGGAAUGAAUCCAGGUCCAUGGGGUAUGUCUCAAAAUGGGGUGCCUUUUGGAGAAGGUGAUAUUGUAAGAGACUGGCUAAAGGUGACAGGGAGUGUUGGUAAGCCACUUAGAGAACACCCACAAAGACCUAUACAUGGACUAGAUUCUACCAGGAAAGAGGUCAGUGGUACCAGGUUCUGGCAGUUAAUUUGUGAGUUAUGUAUCAACCCUCAAAACUUUUUUGCGAACUGCUUCGUGCACAACAUGUGUCCUUUGGCUUUUAUGACACAUUCCGGUAAAAAUGUCACACCCCCUCAGCUUGGAAAAGAACAACUUGCUUCACUCAAUGCUGCUUGCGAUGAGGCAAUAUGCGACAUCAUAAGAAUCCUGAAUGUGAAAUAUGUGAUAGGUGUUGGGAAAUUUGCUGAGAUAAGGGUUAAAAAAGCCCUGUUGUCUAAAGGAAAUAUGCCAACUGGAUUAAGAGUUAGUAGUAUAAUGCACCCAAGUCCGAUUAACCCUGCAGCUAAUAAAGGAUGGGUCAACAUAGCCAAGGGACAGCUAGAAGAAAUGGGGCUGAUACAUAUUAUUACUAACGGUGCUUUGUGUGAAAUGGAGCCUGCAGAAACUACACCUGGAAUUUGAUGAACCUUAUGACUCUGUUUUGUAUGGUGACUGUUGUACAAUGUUCUUGGAUUGUGGAGAGUGCCGGUCUGUCUGUUCCUGAGUUUGUGGAAAUGACCAUCAAAAGAGGAAGCAAGAGCAUGGGGUGAUAGCUUUGAGAAGCUCCUAGACAAUGAUUUUGGUCGUGAUCUCUUUAAGAAGUUCCUGAAGUCUGAAUACAGUGAAGACAAUCUUUUGUUCUGGGAAGCAUGUAUGGCACUGAAGGAGGAAACUGACGAAGGUGCAAUACAUGAAGAAGCUAAACUUAUUUAUAAAAAAUAUAUAUCCCUUACUUCACCUAAUGAGGUAAAUAUUAAUGCCAAUAUUAGGAGAAAAAUAGACUCAAAUAUACAUGCUCCAACACUGAACAUAUUUGAUGAAGCAAAAGCAUGGAUUGGACUGCUUAUGGAGACAGACUCAUUUCCAAGAUUCAUCAAAUCAAAUCUAUUCAAAAGUUUUAUAUCAAGUCAUUUUUCUGAAGAUUCUAAUAGCUCUAAAUGAAUAGAGCCUGUCCAAUGAGUUGUGUUUUGUCUUAUUUAAAUUUAGAAUUGAGAAAGAUCAAUUCUGAUACUGUAAAUUGCUUUAUUUUGACAGCCAUUUUAAUAUGGCGGAUUGAUAAAAACC
This is a messenger RNA of Owenia fusiformis, 2901 nucleotides long. Lineage: Eukaryota; Metazoa; Annelida; Polychaeta; Sabellida; Oweniidae. The record is from the annotation of a GenBank genome assembly.